AUGGCGACCGCAGUAUCAGCCAAAUCCGCUGCGCAUGCCGGCAAGCUCAAGCGUCCCACACCCAGCUUCGUCCAAUCUGGACCCAACGGCAUGAGGCCUUCGCAGCCUACAGCGUCCGCCGUUGCCUCAACAAGCAAGCCGGCCUCCACCAACCAAGCUACUUCGUCGUCCUCGAUGAACUCCGCAGCCGUCAAUGGCGUCUCCGGCCGGCCAAUGCCGAGGGUGAGAAAGGAACCUCUGAAGGGGUCCGAUCCAUCUUCGCGGUUGCGCAUCUCCACAAGAGCUAGAAGUAUUGAUGCUAGCAAUGGAGAUAGGCGAUCGGCAAAGCGCCUCCCCGAGCCCUACGUGAAAACUACAGCUUAUCUCCUAAAGAAAUAUGCGAAGCAGCCACCAUCUUUCACGAUACAUCUUCACCCCACCCAUUUUCGAUUUGAGAAGCAAGACGGAAGCUUUCCUUAUAAUUCCGAAAUGAAAGUCAUCAUCGAACACAUCAAAGCCGGGACUGUUCCCCACGACAUGAUGGAGGAAUUGCUCAGGGGUGGUGUGCGAUUUUAUGAAGGUUGUCUCAUUGUCCGCGUCGUCGAUCACAAGUCCCUAUCCAACCAGCCUAGCUCGUCCAGGUCCUCGUCGAAGGAAAAGGGUUCCCUAUUUUCCAUUCAUAACCACAACGAGCACAUUACUCCUUCUCCCUAUACCCCCUAUCCCAAACAAACUCAGGUGCAACCAAAAGCUAAUAGCACUGGGCCGCCUGAUCAACAGUUGCAACCAUCAGGUCUUCACAAGGAGAAGCGGAACGACAAUGGUUCCUCCAGUGGUGCCCCAAAACCACAGGUUUUCACCACGGUCUUGUAUCCCACUCCUCAGUCGUUACAGGCAGAAUUAACAAUUUUAUCGACGACUCCCGAUCCAAGAGCAGUAGCUCAGCGACAGCCACAAGCCUACAACGUCUCACGGCCUCCAGCGUCCGCUACUCUCCCUUCGCCAUCUACCCCUCUAACCGCAGUCCAACCUUCACUGGCCGAUCGAGGACCUCCAACUAAGCGUCAGAAGAUGAUGGUGGAACCGCAUGAAUUAUCAGAAUUUGAAGCCAAGUUGAUCAAAGCUACUGCGCCCCCGCUGUACCUGGAGCCUGUCGAUAGUUUUGAGGCAAGCCAAAAGCUACUUAAAUCCCUGGAAUCGCCGCUUCACCGCCACAAGCCCCCAUCGCCAACGACGAGGAGACGGACGGUUGCUGAACUGGCCGCUGAUGAAGCACUGGCAGCGGAAGAGGAACGAUUCAUGCUUAUCAUGGAUGAACGACUUGAACCUGCUAGUUCAGCUGCCGCUGGAGGUAACAAAUCCGCUGUGGAUGAAGAAUGCGGUGCAGCACCCUUUGAGCCCCGGUUUUCACGGUUCAAAACUCUUGAAAAUAUUCGUGCCCAAUACGAAGAGAAGGCAAAACGCGAUCAUGAUCGAAAGCUUCAACAGGAUCGGGCUAAAAGAGAGCAGCAGGAUGCCGACAGAGAGAGACGACGGUCUGAGUUUCGUCAGAUUGAAGAACAAGCCAGGGAAGAACGUCGCAAGCAUUUGGCCGCGCAGCAGUCUCCGCAAACUCAGGCUCAGCUUGUCGCUAACCAGCAAAGCCGUCGGCCCCCCUCUCGCGGAAAUGCAGUUGGUAUUGCGGGCACGCAGGCACCGCAGUCAGCGCAUCUUGCCGCUGUAUCGCAAGGACCCCAGUCUUCUCCCAUUGUACGAAACACUACGCCACAUGCGUCUUCACCGCUAGCAGGGCAUGUGAUGGUUCCUACCAUGAGCCAGGGGAUUUCUAUGGGAAUGGGAAGUUCUGCUGAAGCCGCGCGGAGCCCAAUCGUCGCCACAACUUCAAUGCAAGCCGGCCAUCCAAAUGCGAUGAGCCAUCCUAUGGUCGCAAGCCGAAGUCAACAAGGUCAGAAUGCUCACGAAACACCGCAAAUGGCCCACGGGACACCGGCAAUGUCUCAUGCGACACCCAUAAUGCGAAAUAUUACCCCUACCCAACGCAUGGGACACGGAAGCCCCAUCACGACCACUAUGACCCAAACCCCUGUUAUGGGCCAAACUAUGAUGGCUCCACAAAUGAAUCGCAUGGUGAUGACGCCUCAGCAGCAGCAUGCUAUGAUGCAACAGAGGCAGGCAAUACUCGCUCAACAGCAAGGUCUUAAUCCUGGUCAUCAGUUUAACCCUCAACAAGUUGUGCAAAUGCAUGCGAACGCAGUCGCGCAGCAGAAUAUUCAACAAGCUCAGCAACAACAGAUACUGCAGCAACAGCAACAGCACCAUCCGCAGCAACAACAACAGCCUCGAGGGCCCCAACAGCAGCAGAUGCAUCCCCAGGCGUUUCAAGCACAGCUACUUCGCUCACAACUGGCACAUAUGCAAGCUGCCCAUCAAGGUCAUCAGCAGCAACAGACGCAGCAACAGCACCACUCGAAUAUACCGCAGCUGUCCGCUCAACAGCAACAAAUGCUUGCAGCCGCACAGCAAGCAGCAGCCCAACAAGGAGCCCAACAGCCUAAUGGCGUUAACAAUCCCAGAAAGCACCCACUGGCCCAGCACUACGGCAAUCUAUACCAAAGCCAUCUGCAGCGUCUUAGAGCAGAGAUGGCAAGCAAAUACUCCAGCACAGUUGGACCUCCUCAUACAUACCCGGCCGAGCUCCAUGCGCAUUUCCAUGAGGGUCUCGAAAAGGAGGCUAGGCAAUUCGUGAGUGAGGUUAUGAAGAAGGAUCGUGAAAAUGGCCGUCAACGCGCUAUUAUUGCUGCUCAAGUAGCCCAGAACCAAGCCCAGGCUCAGGCCCAUGCGCAGGCCCAAGCUCAAGCACAGGUCCACGCUCAAGCUCAAGCAAUGCAGCAGCAACAAUCGCAUAAUUUGAUGGGUAAUGGUGCAGGAAGGCAUUGA
Uncinocarpus reesii 1704 is the source of this 2916-nucleotide messenger RNA. RefSeq lists its product as uncharacterized. Bases 1 to 2916 code for a protein of 971 amino acids. Lineage: Eukaryota; Fungi; Ascomycota; Eurotiomycetes; Onygenales; Onygenaceae. Gene Ontology annotation, biological process: regulation of transcription by RNA polymerase II. The record is from RefSeq and is a predicted model, not a curated record. Gene Ontology annotation, cellular component: SAGA complex. The transcript is spliced from 3 exons. Gene Ontology annotation, molecular function: transcription coregulator activity.